AUGUCUUCGGAAGAGAAGGUCUCCUCCAUCCGCUUCUCAGUCGGCUACGCUCCUAGCUCGCGCGCCAAGUGCAAGGGCUGCGGCAAGGCCAUCGCCGAGGGUGCCUUCCGCAUUGGCCGGACCUUCCCGUCACCCUUUUACGAUGGCGACAUGACCCACUGGUUCCACGCCGUCCCGUGCUUGUUCAACAAGCAGAUGCGGAUGCGGGCUACGACGUACAAGCUGCGCGACGUUGCUGAGGUCGCCGGCUUUUCCGAUGCUCGCUAUGACGAUCAGGAAAAGUUUACCGCUGCUCUUGCUGAACACGUCGCCGAUCUUGACGCCAAGGCUGCUGCCAAGGCGAGCAAGGCUGCCAAGGGCAAGGCCGCCAAGGGCAAGGCCGCCAAGGGCAAGGCCGCCAAGGGCAAGGCCGCCAAGGGCAAGGCCGCCAAGGACAAGGCUGCGGUCAAGACCGAUUCAAAGCGCAAGCGCUCGACUAGCGACGCCGACGCAGGCUCGCCCAAGAAACGAACCACCCGCUCGCGAGCGGCCAAGGAUGCUGCGGCUGCAGCGGCCGCUGCAUCCGGUUCGGGCUCGGGCUCGGGCUCGGGCUCGGGCUCAGGCUCGGAAGAUCUCGCGAGCCUCACGGUGGCCGUGCUCAAAGAGAGGCUCAAGGACGCCGGGCUCAAGACCGCUGGGCGCAAAGCCGCGCUCAUCCACCGGCUGAAGAACCACGCGGCAAAGGCGGAAGGCGCAGCAGGCGGAGGUAGUGGCGGCAAGGGCGGAGCCGACGACGAUCCUCAGGUCGUGGCGUUCAAGGAGCAGAACAAGACGCUGUGGGCGGUCCGCGACGAGCUUGCGGCGAGCUACGACAAGGCGACGUUCCUCGACGCGCUGGCGGUCAAUGGUGUCGACCGCGAGUCGGGCGGUAAGGACAAGGUGGUGGCUCAUCUCGCGGACGUUGCUGUAUUUGGCGUUCCGCCGCCAUGUCCCGAGUGUUCCGAGGCCAAGCUGCAGUUCAAGGAUGGCGCGUACCAGUGCUCGGGCUGGCUCUCCGAGUGGUCGCGGUGCGUGUACGUGGCGAGCAAGCUGCCGGCGUCUGCGCCGCCGACGGCGUUCUCGUUUGACGACGAGUCGUCUGGCACAGUGCUCGACGCGUCGCCGACGCUGCGCAAGCUGGUGAAGAGCAAGGCGCUGCCGCUAACGCGGCUGCUCUCGCCGGCGGCGCUCAAGCGGGCGCGCGAAGCCGACGAUGCCGCGGCAGCGCUCGGUCCGUCGGCCAAGCGGCGCAAGGGCCUCGCCGGAAGGUCGGCAUCGGCGGUUGUCGACCCACUUGCCGGCAAGCGGGCGGUCGGCGAGGCCGAGGCACCGCGGGUCGAGACUGUGGCGCCCAACGCCGUCGAUCCAGACUCGGGUCUCGACGACGAGGGCGUCAUCCACACCUCGGCAAGCUCGGUGUACAACGUCAUGCUCAACAUGACCGACAUUGGUGCCGGGCUCAACUCAUACUACUUGCUGCAGCUCAUCCGGGUUGGGACCGACGCGUACGUGUUUUACAAGUAUGGCCGCGUCGGCGCCCGCCGCAUGGGCUCCAAGGACCUUGUCGGGCCGAUGGACCUGGCCGACGCGCUCGACCUCUUCCACGACAAGUACGAGGGCAAGACCGGUAACGAGUGGGGCGCUGCCGAGUUUGUCAAGAAGCGCGGCAAGUACUACCCGCUCGCGCUCGCUGCCCCUGGUGACUCGGGUGGGCCGUCGGCCAUGACCGACGACGCUGCGUCGGACACCACAGUUGACGAGUCAGCGUAUGCACCGUCGACACUCCCUCCGCCGGUCCGUACGAUGGUCGACGAGAUCUUCGACGCGUCGCUCUUGCGGUCGACGCUCCUCGCCAUGCGCAUCGACGUCGACAAGAUGCCGCUCGGCCAGCUGACGGUCAAGCACCUCUCCAAGGGCUUUGCUGUUCUCAAGCUCAUCGAGAGCGAGCUGGUGAAGCCGGCGCCUUCGCGGGCCCGCCUCGUCGACUACUCGAACCGGUUCUACACGCUCGUCCCGCACAACUUUGGCCGCAGCGCCGUUCCGGUCAUCGACUCCAAGGAGACGCUCCUGGCCAAGAUUGAGGUCAUGGACACGCUCCUGGAAGUGAGCGCGUCGGUCGAGGCUCUGGACGACGCCGCCGACGCCGCCGAUGCCGCCGCAGCCGCCGCCAGCUCGGGAGCAGGCUCACACCUUCCGCAGCACCCGGCCGACUCCAAGUACGCCGCGCUCGGCGCGUCGAUCACCCCGUGCGCGCCCGACUCGGAGGCCUUCAAGAUGGUCUCGCACGCCGUCGCCAACACCCACGCCCCGACCCACUCGCGGUACAAGCUGCACGUCGAGGACGUGCUCGCCGUCGAUCGCACCGCCCACACGCUCGACACGACCACCGCGUCGGGCGUCGACAACCGCAAGCUGCUCUGGCACGGCACUCGCGUUUCUAACAUGGCUGGCAUCCUCUCGCAAGGCCUUCGCAUCGCCCCGCCCGAGGCUCCGGUCACCGGCUACAUGUUUGGCAAGGGCGUGUACCUCGCCGACAUGGUCUCCAAAGCCGCCAACUACUGCUGGGCCACAAAGGAUGCGCCGUGCGGAUACCUCAUCCUCGCCGAGGCUGUCAUCGGCAAGCCGUACCGCGCCCGCGCCGCCGAGGCCCUCGAAGGCCCGCCCGAGGGCCUCGACUCGACCAUGGGUGAGGGCAAGACCGUGCCCAACCCUGCCCACAACUUUCCGUCUGACCACGGCGCGCUCGCUGUGGGCAAGCCCGUCUCGGCCAAGCUCGACACCGACUCGGAGCUGCUAUACAACGAGUUUAUCGUCUACGCCGAAGAUAAGGUCAAAAUCCGCUACGUGGUCAAGGUCCGCUUCGACUUUGACUAGUAGGCCAGUCUCUCGUGCCGCGCCCGCUGCUACGCCCGUGCUCGCGCCCGCUCCUCGCGCUUGCGCUGGCCCUCGGCCAUGGCUUUGGCCAGCGAUGCACGGUCCUCGUCGGACGCGUUGCGGUACAUCGACUGGAUGAGCUCCAUCGUCGUGGCGCCCGACUCGGCGAGCGCCCGGUGCUCCUCCGACUUACGCUUCUUCUCGUCGCUCACGCCGGACCACUCGACGCCGCGCUCAGCCUUGGCCAGCC
Thecamonas trahens ATCC 50062 is the source of this 3142-nucleotide messenger RNA. Its product is annotated as poly polymerase 1. Lineage: Eukaryota; Apusomonadida; Apusomonadidae. Gene Ontology annotation, molecular function: NAD+ poly-ADP-ribosyltransferase activity; DNA binding; zinc ion binding. The record is from RefSeq and is a predicted model, not a curated record. The coding region runs from base 1 to 2892 and encodes 963 amino acids. The transcript has 2 exons. Gene Ontology annotation, cellular component: nucleus.